AUCUAUAUAUAUAUAUGUCUUCAAUGGCUUUAAGCUUUGUCACUAAUAUAUGCAGUAAACCUAUCAAGAUGAAAAUAAUAUUACAAUCAAUACUAAUAUUUCAUUGUUGUGUACUCUAUUUAGUUUCAGCCCAACUUCAAGUGGGGUUUUACAGUUCUACAUGUCCACAGGCUGAAACUACUGUUCGACAAGCUGUGCAAACGCAGUUCAAUAGCGACCCUUCCAUCACCGCAGCUUUGCUUCGCAUGCAUUUUCAUGACUGUUUUGUUAGAGGCUGUGAUGCAUCCAUACUGAUAAAGUCAACAAAGUCUAAGAAAUCAGAGAGAGACGCUGGAGCAAACAAAACAGUACGAGGUUUCGAGCUGAUCGAUAAAAUUAAGAAAACCUUAGAAACUGUCUGUCCAUCUACCAUUUCAUGUGCUGAUAUAAUAACACUAGCAACAAGAGAUGCUGUUGCGUUAGCUGGAGGUCCAAGCUAUCCAAUUCCAACUGGUAGACGAGACGGCCUAGUUUCAAAUGCAGAUGAUGUAAAUUUACCAGGUCCGUCACUAACAGUUCCAGGAGCUCUCCAAUUUUUCACAAACAAAGGACUAAACCUAAAUGAUAUGGUGACGCUAUUAGGCGCUCACACCGUUGGAGUUGCACAUUGUAAUUUUUUCCAAGAUAGACUUUCUCCGGUACCUGAUAAGACCAUGGAUCCUACAUUAGCUGCCCAACUGUUGAAAACUUGUGCUAAAAGCACUGCAACGGCUUUUUUGGAUCAAAAUACAUCUUUCACUGUUGACAACGAGUAUUUUAGACAAAUCAUGUUAAAGAAAGGUAUUCUGAAAAUCGAUCAAGAGCUUACUUUGGAUAAGUCAAGUGCUCCAAUUGUUUCAAGUUUAGCAUCCAAUGAGAAUGCUUUCAGACAGAAUUUUGCUAAUGCAAUGAUAAAAAUGGCAAGUAUUGAUAUUCUAGUUGGAAGUGCUGGAGAAAUUAGGAAAAGUUGUGGGGUUUUUAAUCCCCCAAAAGUGUUGUAAUAAAGAAUUUGGCAUUAUAAUGCCUAUUUAUUUUACUAAAAUUAUUACAUGUG
Capsicum annuum is the source of this 1072-nucleotide messenger RNA. RefSeq names its product peroxidase 44. The record is from RefSeq and is a predicted model, not a curated record. NCBI's taxonomy places the organism in Eukaryota, Viridiplantae, Streptophyta, Magnoliopsida, Solanales, Solanaceae. Bases 15 to 1019 code for a protein of 334 amino acids. The transcript is spliced from 2 exons. Gene Ontology annotation, biological process: hydrogen peroxide catabolic process; response to oxidative stress. Gene Ontology annotation, molecular function: heme binding; peroxidase activity.